UUAUUCAACAGGAUACAUUCAGUCUUUCUAGCACAAAUACGCGUCAUACACGCAGGCAUCAAACGAAUAGUUUUUACUCGUGUUUAAUUAAUAUGAUCGAUGGGCGAGCCACGGCGCCCCGUGAAUUGCAAUGUGUAGUACCGCUAUACAAAUUUAAAUUCAAUCUCGACCGCCAGCGGUCAGUGAAAAUGUGUGAGUACUCGUUGACGGUUCACCGAUUAGUACUAGCCUAACCGGAAAAUGAGCGCUCUAACUCUGGAGUUUAGUGAAGUUUUGCUCGGCAUGUGGAAAAUAGUUUGCCCGGUAAAUUCAGGCGUGUGAGCGUUGCGGGAAUGAUUCUGUUGUUGCUCUUUUGUGCAGUGUCGGCGAUUCAUUGGGACGCGCCGUGGCCCUACGACCCUGUGUGGCUGGCCAGCGUGGAACAAUUUGGCCCCGUACCCUCCCUAAAUGAGACCAGGUUCUGGUUUUGGGGAUGGAGUUGGAGCUGGUUUAAGGAAGAAGAUGUGCAGUUCAAGCUCUUUACUAGACGCAACCCGUACGAGUUCCAAGUUCUGAAGACUAACGAUUCAUUAUCUUUACGGGACUCUAAUUUCGACUUUAAUAACAAAGUUAAAGUUCUCGCCCACGGAUGGCUUAACAACGCCGAUGGUCCUAUGCCAGAAUCGAUUAAAGAAGCAUACCUCAACAUAAGCGACUUGAACAUUAUAGUGGUAGAUUGGGGCAACGCGGCCAACGUGAAUUACGUCCUGGCCAGCUACAACGUCGCCAUGGUGGGACGCCUGCUGACCGACUUCCUGAACUUCCUCAUCGUGGAGGGGGUGUCCAUGGACAACGUGCAUCUCAUCGGGCACAGCCUCGGUGCUCAUAUUGUUGGCAUUGCGGGCGAUCACGUCAAAUAUGGACCUGUAGAUACAAUUACAGGUCUGGAUCCUGCAAAGCCGCUGUUCUCGUUGAGCAACAAGGAUGCGCGCCUGGACAAGCACGACGCGCGACACGUUGAGGUCAUCCACACUUGCGGCGAUUAUUUGGGAUUUUCCGACCCCUUGGGGCACAUCGACUUUUACCCGAACGGCGGCACGCGCCAGCCGGGCUGCGGAUAUGAUUAUAGAGGUCUAUGUGCCCACAACCGGGCGCACAUGUUUUUCGCGGAGUCCAUCAUAUCGGAAGUACCAUUCACGGCGGUCCGGUGCCGCGAAUACGACGAGCUGUACUACAACGCCUCGUGCGAGGGCACCGGCGAGACUCUCAUCAUGGGAGGCUUCGAUAUACACUACGGGAAGGAUGGAAUUUACUACCUCAAGACCAACGCAGAAAAACCCUACGCUCUCGGGGAACCGACGUGAAAUGCGAUAAAAUAUGAAUUCUUUGCAUUGCCAACUUCGCCUAUAAAUUAAAUUUUCUUGAGAAUUAUUGCGAGGUGCCGCUUAACA
This is a messenger RNA of Cydia strobilella, 1430 nucleotides long. Its product is annotated as pancreatic lipase-related protein 2-like. The record is from RefSeq and is a predicted model, not a curated record. Lineage: Eukaryota; Metazoa; Arthropoda; Insecta; Lepidoptera; Tortricidae. Gene Ontology annotation, molecular function: triacylglycerol lipase activity. Bases 333 to 1343 code for a protein of 336 amino acids. The transcript has 7 exons. Gene Ontology annotation, biological process: lipid catabolic process.